Molecule: messenger RNA, 2828 nt
Organism: Amoebophrya sp. A120
Lineage: Eukaryota; Dinophyceae; Syndiniales; Amoebophryaceae
Source: the annotation of a GenBank genome assembly
CAAGCUUUGGCCGUUUUGUGAAGAUCGAUCGUCCCAUGGAGAAAGUCAAUUCGUACUCGUCGGGCAAAUGUGAUCGUCAUGUCAUCAGUCAUUGGCGGCGACGCUCCAGGUCAAGAGCAACAUCCACGUUCUUGUCAACGUCCUCAGUCGUCAUAUUUCGAUGUUUUUCGUGGUUUUGCCUUCUUCGUCGCCGUGGUAGAUUUGUUUUUACCAGUCUGGUGGAAUGUGCGCUUGCACUCUACUCAUCGUCAAAGCCCCCGGUCGCGGCAGCACAAGAACUGUCACAUGAUCCAUAUGUGUCUACUCCCCUACCUCCAACACGACGCAAGCGUCGCCGUGGGUAUCGCAUCACGAAACACAUUGUCACGUACCCUCGCGCCGGCCACCCGCCACCCGUAGUGUGGGCACAUAAGUCCGUUUUUAUCAAAGGUCGACCGCCGAAAGCCCGCAUCGAUAGCAUACUGCACGAGAACUACCACCCUCUGGCAAAAACCAUCGCGGAGGUGUCGAAAGCGGCAGAAGAAGAUGACGAAGACGACGAGCGAUUGCGGUUGCUAGCUGGGAAUGAAGACCACGAGCAGAGGGAGCACGACCCCGAGGAAGAUCUACUUCCAGUCACGACAGGAGAUGAACAAGGCGAUGCAGACGAGAUAAUAAGCAACAAGCGUCGACGUCGGCGCCGCGGUUUACCCGGCCCCGGCAUCAGUAUCAGACAUGCCGAUGAGCACAUUCUCCACGAGCGCACUCGCCCCGCGUCCAUUCCGAUUAUCACGACGAAUUUCAACUUGUUGCAUUUUUUGAAGUUGAAAAUUCGGAACCUCGUCAAGAACGGUUUUUACAACCUGCACGUGAUUGACAACAACAGUUCGUAUCCGCCGCUUCUGGACUACUACUACAAUUCCGAGGAAUAUCCUGAGAAAAAAGUGUUACAGUUACACACUCUGAUCGGAGACAAGCAAGACAGACAAACUCUGUCAUGCAGGAAACGCUUGCCAACCUCAUGUCAUUCGUGUUUUCCCUUAUAGUCUGCGCAUCACAGGUUUGAUAAUUUGCCAUGUCUAGCAACUUUGUGAUGCAGAAAAUCCAACAAAUGUGUAACAAACUGUAAACGCUUUUUUCUCGCGAUAAGGAAGCAGCGGCGAACUUCACGCUGCACCGCAUCUACCGCAACGACGGGUGCUACGCUUUGUGGCAGUCCUACGGUGGGGUUCUCACCCACGCGGCAGACAUACACGGCAGGCGGUUUGUGGUGUCGGACGUGGAUGUGCUCUUUCCGGAGGGCAGGCAGUGGUUCUACGUCUUCAACGACCUGCUGGACUUGUUUCCGCACAUCCUCAAAGUCGCGCCCGCCUUGAAGCUCGACGAUUUAGACACCACAAAGCUGGUGGUCACGAAAAGGAAAAGCGAUCUUCUUGACUAUGGGGAUCAUGAGAAUAUGAAUACAACUUAUAGUCGACAAAGAGCGCCAGCAGAAGGUCUUGAUCAUGCGGAGCAAGGGGAUCCAACAAGUGGAAAUGGUCGUCCAUACGCUCGGACAAUCGGGGGCAGAAGGUCACUAGAGCUCAGCUCGUAUGCGACCGAAGACGUCACUCUCCGACUUGAUGACCAGUCCGAGGUGGCACAGAUGAAGACCAGUUCUGCGGCACCUGGUAAGAACGCCGUUUCUUUUCCGAUAAAACCAUCUGACAAGCAGCGAAAACUCGUCUUGGAUCGAGAGCUCCGGUUUUGGCUUCUAAAGCUGGACUUUGCAGCCGCAAGUGCGGUGAACGGCACGGCAAGCGUACCACGGUCUAACGAGGUGGAGGAGGGAACGUCAGCAAUAACUUCUCUGCACGAGGACGUGCAGAAGUCUCUCAGGCCGCGUAUCAGUUGGAACACGGCGAUUGAGAAGACGCUGCGCGGCCACUACGACACGCUGACUCGCGAGCCCGAGACUCACACAUUGUAUCUUCACGAGAAUCAACAUGUUAAUGCUUUGCCUUCCGAUAGCACUAGCCCUAGUACAACGACCAGCGCCUCAACUACGUCAAAUACACAUGGAGCAGUCGGCGUCAACUCUUAUCAGCAGCAGUCCAAGCUUUUCGCAGCCACAAACGAGGCCGCUUUGGAGCCCCUCCGCAAGCAUCUCGCGGGCCUGCGAAACAGUCGGGGCGAGGCGAAGAGCUUCGAGUACGAGCUGGCGUUACUGCGGGCGAGGCAGCUGAACCACGGCGCCACCUGGUUCGAUGGUCAUCUGGACCCAAAGGAUUUCGGCACGCGGUCGAAGACGCCGGCGGAACGACAAGUGCAAGUUGAGAAGGUAGCGGCCGCGAUCGCGGCCAACGAGCUGGACAUCUAUGUGUCCCCCGUCGACACAGCGGCGGUCAUGUACCAGGCGAAAUGCAGCUACCACAAUCCGCAGUGGGUGCGCGGCGUGCGGCACACGUUACGCGUGGCUGGUCCGAAGUUUGAGGCCCGACAUUUACCGUGGUACGUGGACCACGCACGGCUGGAAGACUUUUCAGCCGACUACAGAACGAUGAUGUCCAACAAGUUAACGCAAGCAAAGGGUGGCGGGGCCUACUCCGAUGCUUUUGCUCUCGUGGGAAAUAAGGAUGACCAAAAUAGGAAAAACGCGAGAAAUUAAGUGAUAGUGAUGAAAUCUAUUAGGCGCCGUCAAAAAAUGAAUCUCAGUUGUGAUAAAAAGUAGCGGUCCACCUGACAACGCCACGGAUGCUGUUAAGUGACGUCACUACACGGUUUGAUAGAUACAUAGAUUUAGAUGAAGUUUGCUCGAUCGAUGUUUCCUCUCGCGCAGAUUGUAAUCGUGCCCUUGUCGUGUUCCCAGG